AUGGCAGACCAAGGCGGCGCCUUGGCCCUCGACGUGCACUCUCCCAGCUCGCCCAUCUUCAAGUUCAAGGGUGUUGAUGAGGUCCGCAGCUUGCUGUUGCUCCCCGAUGGGGACUACAGCACUCACAUGUUUAGCACUGCCUUCCUCAGGGGCAUGGAAGAGGCCAACAAGUUCUUGCCCACAAACUGUGAGCUGACGACCACCGGUGGGCAUGAUCAACCCAAGGAGAAAAGUGGCAGGGGCCGCAAGGACAGGCAUGGUGAGGUGGAGGCUGAUGUCAGUAGGACUAGCAGAUUGGUGGAAGCUGGUGCCGGCGAGGUGUUCGACCAAAUGCUCACUGCCAUGGGCAAUGAGACUGGGAACAGCAACAAGAAGGGGAGAAAGAGCAAGGCGCGGGUGGUUGACCUGCACACACUGCUGAUCCACUGCGCCAAGGCGGUGAUGGAUGACCGCCGUAGUGCAGGUGAGUUACUCAAGGAGAUCAAGCAGCAUGCAUCACCAACUGGGGAUGCCACACAGCGGCUUGCCUACUGGUUUGCUGAGGGGCUGGAAGCGCGGCUGACCGGCACAGGGAGCCAGGUGUACGGGUUGCUCACGGCGGAGUGCACCUCUACUGUGAGGCAUAUGCAGGCCUACCAGCUGUUCAUGUCCACCUGCUGUUUCAGGAAGGUCGCCUUCUUGUUUGCCAACAAGGCCAUUUUCAAUGCAGCAGUUGGGAAAAGCAGGUUGCAUAUCGUGGAUUAUGGCCUCCAUUCUGGGUUCCAGUGGCCUGAGCUGCUGCGCUGGUUGGCUUCAAGGGAUGGUGGCCCACCGGAGGUCAGGAUCACCCACGUUGAACUCCCACAGCCUGGGGUCUACCCGGAAAAACAUAUGGAGCAGAUAGGUAAUCGGCUGACUGACAUUGCACAAGAGCUUGGUGUGCCGUUCAAGUACCGUGCUAUCAUGGCACAGUGGCAGACCAUUUGCGUUGAGGACCUGGACAUGGAACCUGACGAGGCGCUUGCUGUGAAUGACCAGUUCAAUUUCAGGACCUUAAUGGAUGAGAGUGUCGUCAUAGCCAGCCCGAACCCCAGGGAUGCCGUCCUCGGCAACAUCAGCAAGAUGAAGCCAGACGUGUUUGUCCAAAGCACCGUGAAUGGCUCCUACGGCACCUUCUUCUUGUCACGGUUCAGAGAGGCCCUCUUCUAUCACUCUGCGCUAUUUGACAUGCUUGAUGCAACCAUGCCACGGGAGAGCAAACUGCGGCUGGCGCUGGAGCGUGACGUCUUUGGGUGGAUGGUCCUGAAUGCCAUCGCAUAUGAGGGAGAGGACCGAGUGGAGCGCGGUGAGACCUAUAAGCAUUGGCAGAUCAGAAACCAACGAGCAGGCCUGAGGCAGCUGCCACUGAACAGAGAGACUGUUAAGAUGGCUAGGGACAUGGUCAUGGGUGAGUACCACAAGGAUUUUGACAUAGACGAGGAUCACCAGUGGCUGCUACAGGGAUGGAAGGGUCGUAUUCUCUACGCCCACUCAACAUGGGUGGCAGAGGGAGCUAGCUCCCAUUUUAUAGAUGAUCAGGACCACCAUGGUAACCAGUUUGUUGCUUCUGAAGCUACCAUGCUCUUCUACAGUUGGCUGGGAUAUGUGAGCCAAGAUCAUUCAGUAUAUGGGCCACUGGUUGAAGGAAUCAAGGGAUGCCUCCAGGACUCUGAGGACCAUGCGCUGCUGGCGGUCCGAUUGCAGGCGAUAGGCGGAUCAGGUCUGGAGAUACCAAAUGACUACUACAUUCAGGAUUGGUUGGAGGGCUUAGCUGUCAAAGAUAGAAGAUCUGGGGUGGUUUGA
Aegilops tauschii subsp. strangulata is the source of this 1821-nucleotide messenger RNA. RefSeq names its product scarecrow-like protein 33. The record is from RefSeq and is a predicted model, not a curated record. Lineage: Eukaryota; Viridiplantae; Streptophyta; Magnoliopsida; Poales; Poaceae.